Messenger RNA from Danio rerio (zebrafish), 6284 nucleotides. Lineage: Eukaryota; Metazoa; Chordata; Actinopteri; Cypriniformes; Danionidae. The record is from RefSeq and is a predicted model, not a curated record.
AUAACGCUGGCUUACUUUGUGUUCCAGAAGAAAGGAAAUGAUUAAAACCACAUGAUGGAGAGUAAAUGGUUAGGUUGUUUUAAUUUUUGGGUGAAACAUCAAUUUCAUGCUUGUUGCUUUGUGCCUUCAUACUAAAGUUCACUUUUCUUUGUUUUAAGACCUGAUGGUGCUGAAAGAAGAGACUCAUCAAUGGAAUAAAAUGGAAGAGCAACACCAAGAAAUAACAGCUGAUGAAAAACCCACACUGACUAAAAAGACUUCAUGCAGAAGACCUCAGAAAUCCAAAUCUGAGUGUAAUUUCAGCAGUAAACAGUGUAGAAAGAGUGUCUGUCAAAAGUCAAACUUUGAUGUUUACAUGAGAGUUCACACUAAGGAGAAACCUUACACUUGCGAACAGUGUGGAAAGAGUUUUGGUCAAAAACGAAGCUUUAAAACCCACAUGAGAAUUCACACUGGAGAGAAGCCGUACACAUGCCAACAGUGUGGACAAAGCUUCAAUCAUGCAGGAAACUUUGCACUUCACAGGAGAAUUCACACUGGAGAGAGGCCGUACACGUGCCAACAGUGUGGAAAAAGCUUCUAUACUAGUGGAACCUUUGCAGCGCACAUGAGAAUUCACACUGGGGAAAAGCCUUACUCUUGUUCUCAGUGUGGAAAGAGUUUUAAGCAAAAUGGCACCCUUACAGUCCACAUGAGAACUCACACUGGAGAGAGGUGCUACACAUGCCAACAGUGUGGAAAAAGCUUCUAUACUACUGGAAACUUUGCAGCGCACAUGAGAAUUCACACUGGAGAGAGGCCGUACGCAUGCCAACAGUGUGGAAAAAGCUUCUUUCAAUCAGGAAACUUGGCAGUGCACAUGAGAAUUCACACUGGGGAGAGGCCUUACUCUUGCAUUCUGUGUGGAAAGAGUUUUAAGCAAAAUAGCAACCUUGAAGCCCACAUGAGAACUCACAUGAAGAAGAAUCCUUUCACAUGCACUCAGUGUGGAAGGAGUUUUGGAAGAAAAGGCUAUCUUAAGAUUCACAUGAGGAUCCACACUGGAGAGAAACCAUUCACAUGCAAUCAGUGUGGGAAAAAUUUCUGCCAAUCGUCAUCUCUUAAUCAACACAUGAUAAUUCACACUAGCGAGAAACCAUUUACAUGCACUCAGUGUGGGAGGAGUUUCAGCCAAUUAUCACACCUUAAUAAACACAUGAUGAUCCACACUGGAGAGAAACCAUUCACAUGCACUCUGUGUGGGAGGAGUUUCAGCCAAUUAUCACACCUUAAUAAACACAUGAUGAUUCACACUGGAGAGAAACCAUUUACUUGCACUCAGUGUGGGAAGAGUUUUAGCCAAUCAUCAUCUCUUAAUCUACACAUGAGGAUUCACACUGGAGAGAAACCAUUCACAUGCACUCAGUGUGGGAAGAGUUUCAGCCAAUCAUCAAACCUUACUCUACACAUGAGGAUCCACACUGGAGAGAAACCUUUUACAUGCACUCAGUGUGGGAAGAGUUUCAGUCAAUCAUCAUCCCUUAACCUACACAUGAUGAGCCACACUGGAGAGAAACCAUUCAUAUGCACUCAAUGUGGAAAGAGUUUCAGCCAAUCAUCAAACCUUACUCUACACAUGAGGAUCCACACUGGAGAGAAACCUUUUACAUGCACUCAGUGUGGGAAGAGUUUCAGUCAAUCAUCAAACCUUAAUACUCACAUGAUGAUGCACACUGGAGAGAAACCAUUCUCAUGCUAUCAAUAUGGGAAGAGUUUCAGCAAAUCAUCACUUUAUAGACACAAGAAGAUCCACACCGGUAAAAAAACAUUCUCUUGCACUCAGUGUGGGAAGAGUUUUAACUGCUCAUCACACCUUAAUCAACACAUCAGGAUCCACACUGGAGAGAAACCAUUCAGAUGCACUCAGUGUGGGAAGAGUUUUAACUGCUCAUCACACCUUAAUGAACACAUGAUGAUCCACACUGGAGAGAGACCAUUCACAUGCACUCAGUGUGGGAAGAGUUUUAGCAAAUCAUCGUCGCUUUAUAGACACAUGAAGAUCCACACUGGAGAAAAACCAUUCACUUGCACUGAGUGUAGGAAGAGUUUCAGCCAAUCAUCAUCCCUUAAUCUACACAUGAGGAUCCACACUGGAGAGAAACCAUUCACAUGCACUGAGUGUGGGAACAGUUUCAGUAAAUCAUCAUCGCUUUAUAGACACAUGAAGAUCCACACCGGAGAAAAACCAUUCACUUGCACUGAGUGUGGGAAGAGUUUCAUCCAAUCAUCAUGCCUUAAUGUACACAUGAGGAUCCACACUGGAGAGAAACCUUUCACAUGCACUCAGUGUGGGAAGAGUUUCAGCACAUCAUCACACCUUAAAAAACACAUGAAGAUCCACACUGGUGUGAGAGAGUAUAUGUGCUUGGAGUGUGAGAAGACUUUUAUUACAGCUGCAGAAUUGAAACGGCACAAGAGGAUACACACUGGAGAAAAACCGUACAAGUGUUCACAGUGCAGUAAGAGUUUCAGCCGAUCAUCACACCUUAAUGAACACAUGAAGAUCCACACUAGAGAGAAACCAUUCACUUGCACUCAAUGUGGGAAGGGUUUCACCCUAUCAUCACACCUUAACCGACACAAGAAGAUCCACACUAGAGAGAAACCAUUUACUUGCACCCAGUGUGGAAAGACUUUUAACUACUCAUCAUGCCUUAAUGAACACACGAGGAUCCACACUGGAGAGAAACCAUUCACAUGCACUCAGUGUGGGAAGAGUUUCAGCCAAUCAUCACACCUUAAUGAACACAUGAUGAUUCAUACCGGAGAGAAACCAUUCACAUGCACUCUAUGUGGGAAGAGUUUUGGAAGAAAUUUCGAUCUUAAGACUCACAUGACAAUCCACACUGGAGAAAACACAUUCACAUGCACUCAGUGUGGGAAGAGUUCUGGAAGAAAAUGGGAUCUUAAGAUUCACAUGAGGAUCCACACUGGAGAGAAACUAUUCUCAUGCACUCAAUGUGGGAAGGGUUUCACCCUAUCAUCACACCUUAACCGACACAAGAAGAUCCACACUAGAGAGAAACCCUUUACUUGCACCCAGUGUGGAAAGACUUUUAACUACUCAUCAUGCCUUAAUGAACACACGAGGAUCCACACUGGAGAGAAACCAUUCACAUGCACUCAGUGUGGGAAGAGUUUCAGCCGAUCAUCACACCUUAAUGAACACAUGAUGAUUCAUACCGGAGAGAAACCAUUCACAUGCACUCAAUGUGGGAAGGGUUUCACCCUAUCAUCACACCUUAAUCGACAUAAGAAGAUCCACACUAGAGAGAAACCCUUCACUUGCACCCAGUGUGGAAAGACUUUUAACUGCUCAUCACACCUUAAUAAACACAUGAGGGUCCACACUGGAGAGAAACCAUUCACAUGCACUCAGUGUGGGAAGAGUUUUGGAAGAAAAUGGGAUCUUAAGAUUCACAUGAGGAUCCACACUGGAGAGAAACCAUUCACAUGCACUCUGUGUGGGAAGAGUUUCAGCCGAUCAUCACACCUUAAUGAACACAUGAAGAUGCACACUGGAGAGAGACCAUUCACAUGCACUCAAUGUGGAAAAAGUUUCAGCGGAUCAUCACACCUUAAUCGACACAUGAUGAUCCACACUGGAGAGAAACCAUUCACUUGCACUCAGUGUGGGAAGAGUUUUAACUGCUCAUCACACCUUAAUCAACACAUCAGGAUCCACACUGGAGAGAAACCAUUCAGAUGCACUCAGUGUGGGAAGAGUUUUAACUGCUCAUCACACCUUAAUGAACACAUGAUGAUCCACACUGGAGAGAAACCAUUCACAUGCACUCAGUGUGGGAAGAGUUUUAGCAAAUCAUCGUCGCUUUAUAGACACAUGAAGAUCCACACUGGAGAAAAACCAUACACUUGCACUGAGUGUAGGAAGAGUUUCAGCCAAUCAUCAUCCCUUAAUCUACACAUGAGGAUCCACACUGGAGAGAAACCAUUCACAUGCACUGAGUGUGGGAACAGUUUCAGUAAAUCAUCAUCGCUUUAUAGACACAUGAAGAUCCACACCGGAGAAAAACCUUUCACUUGCACUGAGUGUGGGAAGAGUUUCAUCCAAUCAUCAUGCCUUAAUGUACACAUGAGGAUCCACACUGGAGAGAAACCUUUCACAUGCACUCAGUGUGGGAAGAGUUUCAUCCACUCAUCACACCUUAAUCAACACCUCAUGAUCCACACUGGAGAGAAACCAUUCAAAUGCCCUCAGUGUGGGAAGAGUUUUAGCCAAUCAUACCUUAAAAAACACAUGAAGAUUCACACUGGUGUGAGAGAGUAUAUGUGCUUGGAGUGUGAGAAGACUUUUAUUACAGCUGCAGAAUUGAAACGGCACAAGAGGAUACACACUGGAGAAAAACCGUACAAGUGUUCACAGUGCAGUAAGAGGUUUGCUCACUCAGGAACCCUGAAAACACAUGAGAGGAUUCACACUGGAGAGAAACUGUACAAGUGUUCACACUGCAGUAAGAGGUUUGCUCACUCAGGAACCCUGAAAGCACACCAGAGGAUUCACACUGGAGAUAAACUACCAUUCACAUGCACUGAGUGUGGGAAGAGUUUCAGCCUGUCAUCUUCCCUUUAUAACCACAUGAGGAUCCACACUGGAGAGAAACCAUUCACGUGCUCUCAGUGUGGUAAGAGUUUCAGUUGCACUUCGAACCUUUAUCAACACAUGAGGAUCCACACUGGAGUGAAACCAUUUACAUGCACUCAGUGUGGGAAGAGUUUCAGCCAAUCAUCAUACCUUAAUCUACACAUGCGGAUCCACACCGGAGAGAAACCAUUCACAUGCACUCAGUGUGGGAAGAGUUUCAGCCAAUCAUCAUCCCUUUAUAACCACAUGAGGAUCCACACUGGAGAGAAACCAUUCACAUGCACUCAGUGUGGGAAGAGUUUCCGCUGCUCUUCAAACUUUUAUAAACACAUGAGGAUCCACACUGGAGAGAAACCAUUUACAUGCACUCAGUGUGGGAAGAGUUUUAGCCAAUUAUCACACCUUAAUCUACACAUGAGGGUCCACACUAGAGAGAAAUCAUUCACUUGCACUCAGUGUGGGAAGAGUUUCAUCCACUCAUCAUCCCUUAAACUACACAUGAUGAUUCACACUGGAAAGAAAUUGUUCAUUUGCACUUAAGCCGCGGUCAUAUUGGACGUUUCUCCCCAUAGACUUCCAUUCAUAGGCACACAAAUGUGUCAGACCGGAAACGCAAGUUUGUGCAUCACGUUUCGCAGUUGACUGCAUUGCAAAGUUCAAGCUUGGUGAAUUCUGACCUGCAAAAUUGCAUCACUUGACUGUGCGAGACCAAUGGAAGAUCAAAACAUGACCUCUCUGGACAGAAAUUUAAAAUAUGGACUAAUCGCUCACCUUUUUAAUAUCUAAUCAUCUUUUUUAAUUCCACCCCUUUUCGCAGCACCAUACAACAUACAACUCUAGUGUGACCGCAGCUUUGGUGUGGGAUGAGUUUCAGCCGAUCAGCAAACCUUAAUGAACACAUGAAGAUCCACACUGGUGUUAACGAGUAUAUGUGCUUGAGUGAGAAGACUUUUAGGUAACACUUUCUUUUACAACCCGCAAAGUACCGCGUAAGUACAGUGAAAUAACAGUGUACAUUUCUGUACAUAUUGUAUAAGUUUAAUAAACGUAUAUGUAGGUAUUAGGGAACAAACUGUAAAGCUUGAGUGUUAAGAGGGUAACAACCAGAUAUUAAACACGAAAAUUACCACGCAAGUACAGUGAAAUAACGGUGUAAUUUUCUGUAUGUACAGUUUAAGUAUAAAUAACAUGUGUGGAUAUAAAGGAAACAAACUGUAAUGCUUGGGCAAUAAGGGAGUAACUACCAGAUAUUCAACACGAAAAGUACCCCGUAAGUAUAUUGAAUUUACGGUGUACUUCUCUUUAAAUUGCAAAGAAACAAACCAUAAUGUUUGGAUAAGAAGGGGGUAACAAUAAGAUAUUCAACACGCAAAGAACCACGUAAGUAUAUUGAGUUUACGAUGUACUUUUCUUCAAGUAUUGUAUACAUAUAAAGAAUUUUGCAAGGGUGGUGACAACCUAAUGCAACCUGCAAAUGUACAUGCACCUAAGUACAUUAGUACUCUUAUUCAGUCUUUGGUUUUAUUUGGGGUGUUUAAUGAAUAAAAGGUUUACAACUUGUUAAAUUAUGAACCCCUAUUGUAUACUGUAUGUAUUUUAAAUCUGCAAUUCAAUAUAAAAAUAUAUUUCCAUACACUACUUA